AUGCAUAGAUUCUCACUCAACGUGCUGGCGCCAGCCCUGCUAUACUCUCAUGGCGCCCUGGCUGUGGAAUUUGCCCAACUUGCCAUCGGAUGGUGUCUUGAUCAUCCGGGAGCGGAGGCUGGCAAGAUUGUCUGCAAAGCAUCUGGUCAGACAGGCAGCACCAACCCUGACGCUGUAGCCUGCGUGUCAUACGGCGAAUGUGAUUGUUCCCGAUUCAAAGACGACGGUAGUAAUGAGUAUUUCCAGUGCAUCUCAAAUCCGAAUUGUGCUGCGUGCACUUCACCCGAUGCAACGCCUGCACCCCCAGCAUCUUCAAUUUACGGACUUGAAACCGUCGCUCCAGGCACCUACUCGGUUACAUUUGACGGCACCAUCAAAACUGUCGUUGUACCAUCUCCGACUGCCACCACAACAGAGUUGAUUACGGUUACGGCGAUGUCCACCUUGACUCUGACUAUCACGCAGGACCCUACAACAAGAACAACCCGUGUACAGACUUCUACACACAAGACCACAACCUCGACUCUUCCAACUCAGACAACCGCAGAUACGACUGGAAGCACAGCGCCUGUCCCAACAGCCCCGCCAACGUGUCCGUCGUAUUGUACGUGCGAGCCAAAGUACGGAUAUCCUGAUACAUAUGAAAACUGUCUCCAGCAGCCUGAGUGUGCUGGUUGUGGAAUCCCAUUCCCUCCGUUGCCCGAUCCUGUUCCCGAGCCCACAACAUUCUGGAAGAACUCGACCACGACGUCUUCGACCAAGCCGACCCCGUCAUGCUCUGCUUCGUGCGAUUGUUCACAGAUCAAGGACAAAAGUAGCGAUGCCUACUUCCAAUGCAUCACUGACCCCAACUUAUACAAUUACAUCUGCACCUCGUACAUUUGA
Messenger RNA from Cordyceps militaris CM01, 885 nucleotides. RefSeq lists its product as uncharacterized. NCBI's taxonomy places the organism in Eukaryota, Fungi, Ascomycota, Sordariomycetes, Hypocreales, Cordycipitaceae. The coding region runs from base 1 to 885 and encodes 294 amino acids. The transcript has 6 exons. The record is from RefSeq and is a predicted model, not a curated record.